AGGAGCGGAGCAGAGGAGGCAGACUGGGGAGAGUUUUAGCCGAGCCUUCAAGCAGUUUUACCUUUACUCUUUAUUUUACAUAUAGAAUAAGCGCGUCAUGAUUACUUAUAAACUUCCCACCGCACUUUUUCUUAAGCGGAAGUGUUUACCAACAGCCUGGUACCGUUGUUUUCACGAAACCAUGGAUUAGUUAAGGUAAAGAGGAACUUUUAACUUUUCCAUCCCCCGGACCCCUCUCAUAAUGGAAUCCAGACAGAGGAAGCACUGCGGAGGGUGGCCCGUGCUGAGGCUAUGGUUUUCCCUGGCUUGCCUCAUGGGCGCGACCGCCCAGCUUAGUUACUCGGUGUCAGAAGAGCUCAGUCCGGGGGCUGUGGUCGGGAAUAUCGUUAAAGAUUUGGGUCUCACCGUUCAAAUGAUAAUUCAGAGAAAAUUGCGUGUGGUCUCGGAAUCUAACGCGCAGUACUUCGAGGUGAACCAGGCGACUGGGGAUUUUAUUAUUAGACAGACAAUUGACAGGGAACACAUGUGCGAAUUAAGUGAAACAUGUUCACUGCAUGUUGAGAUUGUACUCGAAGAACCUUUAGCAAUACAUCGUGUUCUUGUGGAUAUUGUGGAUGUGAAUGACAAUGCGCCGCAGUUUUCCACUAAUAAUAUUUCCUUGGAGAUAUCAGAGGCGGCCGCGCCGGGCACCCGGUUCCGACUGGAGAGUGCGCACGACCCAGAUGUGGGUAUCAACUCUCUGCGUACGUAUCACCUCGCAUCCAACGACCGCUUUGUUUUGAAUGUGGAAACGAAAAGUGACGGGGAUAAGUUCCCGGAGUUAGUUUUAGUGAAGGCUUUGGAUAGGGAGACGCAGGCCUCGUUUCGCCUAUUGCUUACUGCCCUAGACGGGGGACAGCCAGAGAAGUCUGGCUCCACUCUUCUACUCAUUACAAUUCUGGACGUCAAUGACAACGCGCCAGUCUUUGACAUGUCGAUUAAAAAAGUUAGCGUGUUGGAGAAUGUUGAAAAGGGCACUUUAGUAACGAAACUGAACGCAACCGAUGCGGAUUAUGCUCAGAACGGGGAGAUCUCCUUCCUGUUUAGUAAAUACACGCCGGACCGGGUGCUCAAGCUAUUCAGCGUGGAUUCGAAAACCGGUGAGGUCCGUGUGAAUGGUCACGUGGAUUACGAGACAGCGAAUGAGUAUUACGUCACUGUGCUGGCCAGGGAUGGGGGAACCCCCGCCAUGGAAGCAUCCUGUAACAUCAAAGUUGAAGUCACUGACGUGAAUGAUAACUCUCCGGAGGUGAUGUUGACGUCCCUGACCAGUCCUAUCCAGGAGGACGCAGCACUGGGCACAGUUAUCGCCCUCAUCAGCGCAAGGGACCUGGACUCUGGUAAGAACGGCAAGGUAACAUUAAAGGUCCAGUCUGACCUGCCCUUCAAACUCAACUCCGCCUUUGGAGAGCACUACAACCUCAUCACCGACGGCAACCUGGACAGAGAGACCAUGGCUGAUUACACUGUGGUCAUCAUGGCGACCGACGCUGGAUCCCCUCCCCUGUCGUCAUGUACGACCUUCGUGGUCAAGCUGUCAGACGUGAAUGACAACGCUCCGUCGUUCUCCCAGGCCUCUUACUCAGUGGACGUCCCCGAGAACAACGCCCUCAGCACCCCAAUCGCCAUGGUGGUGGCCUCUGACCCGGACAUAGGGGAAAAUGCCCGCGUCUCCUUUUCCAUCCUGCCCAGCAUGGUCCAGGGCUCACACAUCUCCUCCUAUGUCUACAUCAACCCAGAGACUGGCCACAUCUAUAGCAUGCACUCCCUGGACCAUGAAACCCUCAGCGCCUUCCGCAUUGAGGUACAGGCUCGAGACGCCGGGGCGCCACCUCGGACCACCAACGUCACUGUGCAUGUAUUCGUAGUAGAUCUUAACGACAAUGCGCCCCUCAUCGUGUACCCCCCCUUCCCCCAGGAUACGGGGCUGCAGCUCAGUGUACCGCUGUCGGCUGGGCCAGGGCAUCUCAUUAAUAAACUGGUUGGGGUGGAUCCCGAUAGCGGUCAUAACGCCUGGUUGUUCUACUCCAUCGCCCCCGGGCCUCACGCUGCUCUGUUCCUCAUCACCCCGCACACCGGCGAGCUCCGCACCACUCGCAAGCUAGCCGAGGAGGAGGGUGGCUCCGCCUAUGACAUCACUGUGGUCGUCCAGGACAACGGCGAACCUACUCUCUCCACCACUGUGGCCAUUACGGUAACAGUGGAGGAGAAGGGCGCCAGUGACGCCACCAUGGACAACCGGAAGACGUUGGGGAUGCGGCAGACUGGGAUGUCUGACAUCACCCUGUACCUCAUCAUCUCACUGGCCUGCGUCUCGGCCAUGUCCUUCCUCACCUUCUUCAUCAUCAUGGUCCGAUGCCUCCGCCACCGCAGCGACCAUGGAGGGACAGGCUGCUGCUACAGCCAUUACCGGCCCAGCAGGGCCUACCAUCAGAGGCCCCACAAGGACCUCCACCUGCAGCUCAACACAGACGGACCCAUCCGUUACAUGGAGGUGGUGGGAGGGGCUCAAGACCCCCCAGGAACACGGACCUACAGACCCUGCUACUCCACCACCUCCAGCCGCAGUGACUUUAUGUUUGUUAAGACACCCAUGAUGAGCCACAACAACACACUCAGUAUGACGCUCAACAGGAAGCACCUAAUGAACUCAGCCAAUGAGGUGAGGCCUCCUAACGCCGACUGGCGCUUCACCCAAGGCCAGAGACCUGGACCCAGUGGGGCUGGAGGCCCCCCUGAAAUGGCCAUGGGAACCGGACCCUGGCCCAACCCCCCCACCGAGGCCGAGCAGCUCCAAGCACUGAUGGCCGCCGCCAACGUGAGCGAAGCGACCGCCACCCUGGGACCAGGCACCAUGGGUCUAAGCACCCGUUACAGUCCCCAGUUCACCCUGCAGCACGUGCCCGACUACCGUCAGAACGUCUACAUCCCUGGCAGCACGGCCACCCUGACCUCCAACCCCCAGCAGCAGCAGCAGCAACAGCAGAUGCUGAUGCAGCAGCAGAUGGCAGCCCAACAACAGGCCCUGCAGGCCCAGCCCUCCGAGGCCUCGGCUCAGCCUGAACCCCCCAAGGCUGCCCAGACCCCCGCCUCCAAGAAGAAGUCCACCAAGAAGGAGAAGAAGUAGGAUGGGUGGAAGGACGAACGAUGAAUGGAUAGAUAUGGAGUAUACGAUGAGAAGAGAACAACCUGAUGAGAAAUUAAAUUUAACCACAGGAGGCUGUUGAGGGGAGGAAUGCUCGUAAUGGCCGGAACAGAGCGAAUGGAAUGGCAUCAAAGACAUGGAAACCAUGUGUUUGAUACCAUUCCUCUCCAGCCAUUACCACAAGCCUGUCCUCCCCAAUUAAAGUGCCACCAACCUCCUGUGAAUUCAACCCUCGCUCACCCCCACUUUUCCACACAAUGCGUUUACUCUAACCAUGGUUGGAAUUGUAUUGGUCACGCUCAUAUGAUAACACAAAAUAUGGAGAUGGUUUGGGAAUGUUUGUUUUUGGGCUCUUGAAUCUGAAAAGGGUUGAAGGUUUGCAAACCGCAUGGACAUUUUAUUUUUGUUUUCUUUCUGAAGGCUAGCUAGAAACUGUUGUUUUUGUUUUCUUUCUGAAGGCUAGCUAGAAACGGUUGUUUUUGUUUUCUUUCUGAAGGCUAGAUAGAAACGGUUGUUUUUGUUUCCUUUCUGAAGGCUAGAUAGAAACGGUUGUUUUUGUUUCCUUUCUGAAGGCUAGAUAGAAACGGUUGUUUUUGUUUCCUUUCUGAAGGCUAGCUAGAAACGGUUGUUUUUGUUUCCUUUCUGAAGGCUAGCUAGAAACGGUUGUUUUUGUUUCCUUUCUGAAGGCUAGAUAGAAACGGUUGUUUUUGUUUCCUUUCUGAAGGCUAGAUAGAAACGGUUGUUUUUGUUUCCUUUCUGAAGGCUAGCUAGAAACGGUUGUUUUUGUUUCCUUUCUGAAGGCUAGCUAGAAACGGUUGUUUUUGGAAAGCCUGUGUUCUGUUCUACUCAACAGCAAAGUAUUAAUGGUAUUUCCUGGUAAGGAAGACUGGAGUUGGGGGGUCAAUUAAUUUGGAUUCACUUCAGACAACAGAUUGAGUGUAAAAACCUUGCUAGGGUAACAAGGUUCACCCAGUGACGUAUUCACAGGUUGAUAUUUUAACCAUGUUCCCUAAGAUGUUUCAUGUUGGAUUUGUAAUUGUUUAUUUUCCUGAGUUGGAAAGUAGAUCAGUGUUGACUAUAGUAGAUGACUAUAGUAUAGAUUCCUAUAUAGCAGUCCUAAAACCAAUCUGUGCGGCAUUCAGUUGAAUUUGAAAAUCCCGACAUGAGCGUCGAGCCUCCACCGCUAUAUAGGAUCAGCCUCAUAGGAUCCUACACCACAGCUCUUUGGAACACAAGGGUAUCGUGUCCACUGGGAAUAUUCUACUCCUCUGCAUGUUCCUAUAGCUUCAAACCACAAACCUUCUAGAAGAUUCAACAAUGCAUUGCUUAAGCGUUGCAAAGAGGACGACCACCUUAACUCUUCUCCCAAAAAUACUGGUUGAUAAAUGCACUUUGUAGCAUUUAUCUGACGUGGUAGCGAAAAAUCCUAAAUAUGAUUUUGUAAGCAUUAGUUAAAUGGUAAGAUUAGAAUAUUUUGCUUUUUAUGACCUUAGCGUGAACCCUAUUAGAGUGCUAGGGCAGAGGGGGAGGGGCAUGUUAUAGUACUAUCAUCAGCCCUAUUGGCUGGCUUGGUGACAUAGUAGGCACUGCCCCUUUUUUAGAACACCAUAGAUGGGCAUAGAGACCACCUGCUGUCCCCUUAUGCCCCCUCCCCUCACUGGCUAUCCCACUUCAACCAUAGGAGAUGCACUGUUCAUACUGCAAAGAUGAGCUGUAGGGUAAAAAGCCCUUCAGAGGAGGGCACAAGUAGAGAUCUUCAACAAAUUGCUGAGAAGUUACACUUCUUAGGUCACCAGGCUCCAGAUUGAGUGUUCACCCCUUGCUAUGUAUCCUGAAGUGCAGAUAGUUAUAUUUCUUGAUGUGAUAAGACAUGUUUUUUGACGACUCAGCAGCAUAAGAGUUGUUUAGAAGAUAAGUAGGAAGUCUUUACUUUAUCGUCCUUCUGUCAGGCUCCCACCACAUGAAGAGGCAGCAUGGAGGCAGGGUUCAAGGGAGAGUGGAAAGGGAUGGGGUGCGACGUCUGGGUUGGUACCAUUAGAUUGACUGGGAGGGGGGCAACGACCUUGGCUCUACUCACUGAAUGUACAUAGGCAAGGUCCACCCCUAAACUUCCUCGAAUGCACUGACCCAGGUUAGAGGGUGACAGAGCCAAGCCAAGCAUCUCUCCAUGUCACAGAGGAGAUACCACUUCAGAAGAAGGGAGCGGGGACAGAGUUCGCUAGUUCCAUUCCUCGCUGUAUCUAUCCCCUCAGUGUAAAUCCACUCUGGUAAAGCUAACCUCAAGCCUCUGCCCUCCACUCCCUGGUCCAGUGAAGGCUCUUCCCCACUGUAAAUAAACACUGGUCCUGUCGGUGGUAUGAGCCAGGUGUUUGUAUAGUACGGACCACGUCCAGCAUUUUCAAACUAAAAGUCCUCUCUCCACAAGGCGCGGCUUACUACUGGAAUGUGUUGCAUUUGUUUUUCAAGAAAAAUAUGAAAACCGCUGCGAGAAAAAAAGAUCUCUGAAAUGUUCUUCUACAGUUUGUGUUGCAAUGUAGUAACUAAACACCAUGAAGGCCAACUAACUAACUCUUCAGUGUAAAUAAAUAAAGUUGCUAACUUUAGAAGAUGAGUAAACAGUGACACCCAUAGACUAGUUAACUUGUGAUAUGUGUUGCGCACAUUUUUGUGUUCAUUUUCACUCUCCAUUUUACCACCCUGUAAAGAAACCAACAAAAAAAAAAAAAGUAUAUUGAAAAAAAUGUUUCUAUCCUUCUGUAACCUCUUUACUUUUUCUUUCUGUGAUUCAUAUCGCAAAUUUGUGCAGGAAUGCCUCUCUCUCUGUCCAUAUGAACAAAUUAUUAUAAAUAUUAUAUAUGUGUGUAUGUCCGUCUGCUGCUGAAUUAAUCCUCUCCCGUGCUGUGGCCUGAUAUCUUUCUUAUGAAACUCUUAAACCCCCCUAAUCUCUUAUUUGUUAUGCUAAUAUUUAUAUUGCUGUUUUAUUUUCCCUUGAACACUGACGUUUCAAAUAAAAGGUUCAGAAAUCAUUAAA
Molecule: messenger RNA, 6215 nt
Organism: Oncorhynchus keta (chum salmon)
Lineage: Eukaryota; Metazoa; Chordata; Actinopteri; Salmoniformes; Salmonidae
Product: protocadherin gamma-C5-like
Exons: 4
Coding region: 242-3166 (974 amino acids)
Biological process (GO): homophilic cell-cell adhesion
Cellular component (GO): plasma membrane
Molecular function (GO): calcium ion binding
Source: RefSeq, a predicted model, not a curated record